Saccostrea cuccullata (small rock oyster) is the source of this 1089-nucleotide messenger RNA. RefSeq lists its product as uncharacterized. The coding region runs from base 39 to 1064 and encodes 341 amino acids. The transcript is spliced from 6 exons. The record is from RefSeq and is a predicted model, not a curated record. Lineage: Eukaryota; Metazoa; Mollusca; Bivalvia; Ostreida; Ostreidae.
CCGAGACCAGGGAACAGGAGGAAAUUAAAAAAGCAAUAAUGGCGACCUUGUUCUUCAAGAUAGUUGAUCAUUUACUUAUAUUCCGUAUAUAUGCCGGGUUAUCUUUUGUAAAAGCACAGAACCUGCAAAUCCAGGUCCAACCAUCAAAUGUAAUAUUAGGACAAAAUGAUUUUGUAAUCACCUGUUCCACAAUCAGCCCAUCACAACUUGAUACAGUGUAUACUAUACAGCUACAAAAAAACAAUACUGGCACAAUACAGGAUGUGGUUUCUGUUCGUUCAAGUAACGGUCAAGAUAGAAUAACAUGGCAGGACACAAGUUUACGAAAUAGAGCAACAGCAACAGGUAAUGUCAGCUCACCUGCCACAGCUCAGCUCAAGUUCAGGAUUCCUAAGGACAGAGUGCUGUGUCCUCUAGAUUUUACUGGAUACAGGUGUAAGAUGAGUGGAUUCACAAUGGCGCUAGUUAAUCAAGAAACAAAUCAAGUGCAUGUUACCUAUACAGUAAAUCCAACAACGAUUGAAAUGCCAAAUGUGAGGAUACUUGGUGAAUUUUCUGAUACACCAUCAAGACAAUUUCCGGUUGGAACGGCUGUGCAGCUGGCAUGUACAGGACAGAUUGGUAGUGAACCAACUGCUACAAUUCGAUGGUGCUCGAAGAAGUCCCAAGCUUUUAACUUCACUGGGUUACCACAGACCCCAGUCCAUUCGGAGGCCUCGCCAUCUUCUAACUGUCAGUACAAACGUUCCAGUACCAUCACCUACAACAUCACCAGUGAUGACACCUACACACAGUUCUUGUGUGAGUCUGGAUAUUCUGGUCUUUGUGAAACAGGAACAGCCAAGCAAUAUCUGAAUAUAUCCAUAGAAGGAAGUUUUAUUACAACUUACAGAUUACCACAGUGUGUGUCCACUAACGAAAACAUUUCUAUCAUAUUUGGAUCCUUAUUUGGAGUUUUUUUCUGCAUAUGUGCAGGAUUAAUGAUAUAUAUUUUUCACUACAAGUUUUCAACCAAACCAAGUAAGUAUUAUUUUUGUAUAUUAGUAAAUGAUACGAUUCUUUAAAUCAUUAUUUACUUUUUUUUAAUUG